Messenger RNA from Gordionus sp. m RMFG-2023, 4204 nucleotides. RefSeq lists its product as uncharacterized. Gene Ontology annotation, molecular function: RNA polymerase II cis-regulatory region sequence-specific DNA binding; DNA-binding transcription factor activity, RNA polymerase II-specific. The record is from RefSeq and is a predicted model, not a curated record. NCBI's taxonomy places the organism in Eukaryota, Metazoa, Nematomorpha, Gordioida, Chordodea, Parachordodidae. The transcript is spliced from 3 exons. The coding region runs from base 700 to 2463 and encodes 587 amino acids.
UAUAAACGACUAACGUGAUGAACCAUCCGUUAAAACAAAUAUUUGAUUUUAAGAAUUAUAAAAAAGAUACUGUAUUCUAAAACACAAAAAAUGGCACGUAAAGAUACAUCCAAUCAUGGAAGUAAUAUUGAGAUAUACAGGAAAACUAUUGGAAAACAGGUUAACAAAAAUUCAAAAGAAUUGCUUUCCCAAAAGAAAAAAUCUCAAUUAGAACAUUUACAGCAUAAAUCUGCACAACAAAUAACACUCAUCAUGGGAACUCUAUUGAUAGGUGUAGCCUUGGUUUAUUGCUUCUUUUACUUCUACAUCCUCAAAUAAUUUUAAGCCUCAUAAUAGGACUGCAACUUCAUCAUAUCGAAAAAUAAUUUGAUGUCAUUUCCAAAGAAUAAAUUUAUGACCAACUGCGAAACCAAAUAUUUUAGACGAAUAGCUAAUAUUAUCUAUAUCAUCAUCACAUCCCAAUUAUACUUACUCAAAUAAUUAAAAAUUUUCUUCGCAUAAAUAUACCAAUCAUUAAACUACUUAAAUUAAUUAAACACCAGAUAAACAUUGAAACCUCUCUCAUUAUGCUUAGUAAUUAUCCUUUUCUCCCAAAUCAGCCAAUGCAAUUCUUUGCCUUCACAAGAACCAUAGUAAUGAUGACUCCCCUCAUAUUAUAAUUCGAUUAUCACUAUAAAAAAAUCUACUUCUCCCAACAAUAUGACUUCAAACUCAGUAAUGCUUCAUUGUUGCCCCUAUCUCUUAUGUCCCAGUGUAUUCAAACGUCCAUAUAGACUAUCAGCACACAUAAAUUCUCAACACUUAAAGUUCAGGGCAUUUCCCUGCAUAGAAGCUAGUUGCGAUAAAGCGUUUUACCGGAAAGAACACCUGAGAAGGCACACACUUAGAACCCACAAAAAAAUGCUACAAUCAUCACCUGGAACCAAGUACGAAGAUCUAGGCGAUUCUGAGGGGGAUCCUAUAGAAACUUCUAGUAUUACCCAGAAUAAUAUGGAGACUUGUUCAAAUUUUGAAAAUUCUGACCAAUCAACAAAUCUUUUAUGUACUGCAUUGGAUUCGAAAAGCCCACGCUUGCGUUGCGAAUUUAAAUGUCCCAAUUGUCCCAAGACCUACAAAAAGCGUGAGCGGCUUAAAACCCAUUUAUUAUCUCAUCAAGACUCAAAUAUAUCUACAUCUAACCUUGUUACUACUACCCUGCCUUACCUAUGCACCCACUAUGGCUGUCCUAGGAGUUCCCCUGGGAAAGGUUUUGCUUCCGCUUCACGUCUGCGCAGGCACAUUCCUAUUCACAACACCAAAGCUCUGGCGUCACGAGGUACCCGGGUUUUACCGCAUCGCUGCCCAUACUCGUCUACAUGUUUAUCUAGGCGCGUGACUUUUCGAUCCGCUAAACUGUUGUCCCAGCACUUGGAAAUAUUCCACAAGCCGGGAACCAAAAGAAACGAAACGGAAGAGGGUUUAUUGGUAAAUCAUAUGAAAAACGGAUCGAAUCUUGAAAAUCGAGAUAAUGAUGACGCCGAAAAUGGCGAAGCAACGAUAAACGGUUUCCAAGAUAUCGACAGGUCAAGGAAUAACAUGGAAGCUGGAACCGCGAAAUCCCGUGAAGGCCUAAACAAUUUACAGGAGGAAGCCUUGAAAACUUCUUCCAAUACUCAAACUAAUGUGGAGAUCUAUUCAAACUUUAAACAUUUUGACCAAUCAAAACUCUUAUGUCCCCCUGCAUCAUUUUCGAAAAGCGCACACUUAUAUCGUGAAUUUAAAUGCCCCGACUGCUCGAAGACCUUUAAAAAACGCGGGCAGCUUGAAACCCAUUCAAUAACUCAUCAAACUGACACUUCAAAUAUGUCCACUAAUCUUAUUAAUACUAAAACCCAUAUAUCACCUAACACAUCCCUAAAUGAUUGUCCUACCUAUAUUCCCGGCGACUAUCGCCUACCCAGGGACGACCCUAUUUGCGGCACGAUUGCUUCGCCAUCACGUUUCCGGUCCUCCCCGCAUCGCUGCCCGUACUCAUCGAUAUGUUUAGCUGGACAAGUUACCUUCCGAUCCGCGAAACUGUUGGCCAGACACCUAGAAAUAUUUCACAAGUCGACCAUAGAGAAAAACGCGGAGAUAAAUCACAUAAAAAACUUAACAGCUAAUCUUAAAGACGCCGAAAAUGGCGAUGCGUUGAUGAACGAUUCUUCUCCAGAAAUCGAAUUUAUGGGAAAUGGCGCUGAAGAGGAUUUUAUAACACCUGAAAGGGAUGGAAAAAUUGGCCAAAAUUCGCCAACCAAUAAAUUAGGCGAUAAAGCGAAAUAUGACCUCAUCGAGAUCCAAAGAUUUUAUUGUCCCUCUCCCAACUGCGGAAAAUAUUACUUGCACAGUCGAAACGUGACGCGUCAUUUGAAAGAUGGGUGCCCUUUUGCCGUUAAGGACGUGAGUUCGGAUCAUCCUAUGGCGACCGAACCCCCAAAAAGCUAGGGAAAGGUUCUAGAAAGAAAAAAAACAAAAUGGAAGAGGAACGUCCUUUUAAUCAUUCGUAUUGCCUAAGUUUUUUGCAAAAUUUUUUUCACAAUGACUCCAUAUCCGUUUAAGACAAAAUGAGAGGAUUAAAAUCCCCAUCGAAGACUUCGAGGAAUCUAAGGAAUUUAUUGUUAGAUAGACAUAUAAAAAGUUCCAAUAAUUGAAUAAAUAUUAUUUGUAAAAUCUACCGAUUUUUAUGACAGAUUUCGAUUUUGAUUUUCUUUUUGUAUCUAUUCCCGUUAUUAUCGAGCGACAAUUUAUUUCCGUGCUUCUAAAAUUCGCGCAAUUAUUGUACCUAUAUUCGCGCUUUUUUUUAAAAAAAAAAUAUAUAUAUAAAUGUCGUUAUCCGAAAAUUGUUUAUAAAAUUACUCUAAAGGUGGAGGAGGGAAAUUAAUAUAUAUGUAUGUUUUUUUCGAAAAACCCUGCAAAUCGGAGUGCAGAUAUACCAAUCACACAGCCCGGGCAGGGUACCCGGGUCGGGCUUAGGUCAUGGCCUGCAGGUCUCUGCUGUAGAUGUCAAUCAAUUAUCUCGUGAAUCUGUGAACUAGGAGAUUUCAAUAUAUAGGUUCGGAACACUUUUCAAAAACAUGAAUAAAUUUAUUAAUGUUAAACACUUGUCUGAAUAAAUUAAACCAUCUUCCUUGUCCUCGGAGUUAGGUUAUUUUUGGAUUUUACCUAAAACUAUACCAUUUUAAGAAAAAAUUUAAUUUGAACGAAAUUUUUAAUUCGACCCAACAGCGCCGUACUCCUGGGUUCGGUCGAUUCAUAAACACGUGAUUAGUUGGCUAACAAGGAAAUGAGGGUCUAAAUGUGAAAUCAUACAUUUCUUAAUUAUUUGUAAUAUAGGCCUAAAUUUCCAGCCUUUAAAUAAUAAUUUAAAUGAGGGAUCCCAACUGUAAAGAAUAUCGGUUCUGUGCUCUCUUCAGAUAUAAAUAUGGCAUACAAAGUUCGGGUUCGGUUUGCAAAAGAGUAAUCAUAACGGGCCGGUUCGAACAUUUUUUAACCCGGUUCAAACUUUUUCACUUAGCAAAUUAAAUAUUAUGCAAAGAAAAGAAUAGUUUUUAAACUUCCCCUGUACUCAACCAGCCCCGGGCUCCCCUACAUUUAAUUUUUUAUAUAAAUUAAAAAAAAAAAAUAAAGAAUAAUUUAUGUCGUAAUAGUCUGAAUACCUAGACUGACGAUGCAUUCGUAAUAAUGAGUGUGAAAGCGUCGUUGAAUGCAAAUCAGCUGGGUCCGCCAUUUUGAUAACCCAUAUUAGUAAUUAUUCUCAUGUUAAAAAACUACCAUUAAAAUUGAUAACUUGCUUCCUUUAUUAUCUCUAUGAGAAGAGCGAUUCCUUAAUAAAGUUUGCGUCAUACAUAGGAAAUAAAUUGGCCUCUCGUUUAAAAUUUUUAAGUAAUGAUACGGGUAAUCAAAAUGGCCCACCCAGCUGUUUUCAUUGGAUGCACACUUUUGAUGAAUGCACCGUCAGUCUAGGUAUUAUUAUAUGUCAUCGGAUUCACACCAUAAAUAUUUUAUAAACAUCCUCCGAAAUAUACGUGCGCAAAAAUAUAUAUCUCAAAAUUAGGAAACGGAAGUUAUAGAUGAUUUAAUUUUAUUUUAAAUCCGCUAAAAAAAACCCGAGUCUAUAAAACGUAGCCCUGAAUUUUAAUAAACUCUGUCUUUAUGACAUAUACAAUUUUUCUUAAAGCCACUUUUG